Molecule: messenger RNA, 7608 nt
Organism: Tauraco erythrolophus (red-crested turaco)
Lineage: Eukaryota; Metazoa; Chordata; Aves; Musophagiformes; Musophagidae
Source: RefSeq, a predicted model, not a curated record
AUGACAUCUCAAGCUUUUGAACAAGGCAACAAAAAGAGUGGUGGUGUGAUAAGCAAGACCAGUGCCACACAGGGCACGGAGCUGAGAAUGUGGCUUGGGAUCGCAGUUCUAGUUUCUCUUGCUGUAUGCUUGUCUGUGGAGGAGGCAACCAUUGAUGAAGGAAUCCCUUGCUCAAAGUACCAGCUAGCUUUCAACCGUUCUUGCUAUGAGUUUGUUAGACUCCAGCGUACCUUCACACGUGCCCAGAGUUGGUGUGAGAGAGGAGGGGGGCACCUUGUCUUUAUCGAAAAUGAGGAAACUCAAGAGUUCUUGCAAAAACAUAUUGCUGAGGAUCAGGAAUGGUGGAUAGGACUGAUCUCAAACUCCUUGCUGAAUGGAACUACUAACGGGUCAAUGAUUUGGCUGGACACUUCAAAUAUAAGCUACAGUAACUGGUACAAGGAUCAGCCUUCUUCCUUCUUAUCCACAUGUGGGUAUAUCCUGAAGAACGCCAAGUAUCAGUGGGGUGUGGCUGAAAAUUGCAGCCAGGAAUUCGGCUUCAUUUGCGAGUUUGAAUCUGGCCAGAGUAUUGCUUGUGAUAAUUACAAUGCCACUGUGCAGUGUGGAUCAGGAGAAGUUAUUCAAAUUGGAGAGAGCUUCUACGGACGGAAGACCCCUCACUACUGUGUAUCAGAGACUCCUCUCCAGUACGGUACAGAUGAAGACUGUAGCUGGAUCAGUGUCAAAGAUGAAGUAGAAGGCCAGUGCCACGGUCUUCAGGCCUGCCAGGUGGCAGCGGAUGGCACUUUCUUUGGAGAUCCUUGUCCAGCUUCUGGAAGCUAUUUGUCUAUUCAGUACCACUGCAAGGAAGGUCUGCAGCUGGUUGUAACAGAUAUGUGCUUUGUCUUUGAAAAUUUCACGAUCAGUUUGAACUGGCUGCUCUCUCCAUACUCUGGCAACCUUUCCUGUAUCAUUAGCACUGGAGAUGGCCACACUAUUGAUCCUUACUACCCUCUAACAUUGGUCAGCAACGUCACAUAUCGAUACUCGUCUCCUGGAGAGUUUACUGUUUUUGUGGAAUGCACCACGAGCGAAUGGCAUGUGACGGCGCAGAAGCGGGUGACUGUUCAAGAUAAGAUGGAUCAACUAAGCAUUACUGGGUGCUAUAGCCAGUACGAACCUGGGAACAGCUCUCACUGCCGGACGCUGUAUGGGGAGUCGUUGUGGAUUCAAGUUGAACUCAAUGGAGGCAACGGAGUGACCUACAUUAUAUUAGCAGAUAACACGACACUCACUGAAUCCAGUGUAAAGGAAGGAAUUGUCCCUCACAAUCUGACACUCGACAGUGCCUCUCAAGAGCUGCUAGGCCCUGGGACACAUCAGCUGGAAAUCCGAGCAUCCAGCAGCACAACCGCAUCAGAGAUCUCUGAGAGUAUUGCUGUUCACUUAAUUGAGCCAGUAUCUGGUCUUCAGGCCGCAUUAGCUUCUCACACUCUGCAGCAGGGGGAGAAUUUGGAGAUAAAUGUCUCUGUGUCUCAUGGUGCCCCAGAUAAGCUGAAGUUUGAGGUGAUUGGACCUAAUGAAACUCACUCGCACAAAGAAGACGGCCCUCCUGGGGAACCUCGAACGUACAUCGUUCCUGUGCACUCUGAAGGCACUUUCCUAGUGAAAGUGGUGGCCACGAACGCCUUCUCAAACUUGAGUCUGGAUCUUGGGUUCAUCACUGUGUUGGCAAACAGUUCUCACAGAAAAGAUUCUGCUAAGGAAGAAGGCAGCUCCAAAACAAAUAUGCAAAAGACAAACGAUCACAAAAGAAAAAUCAAAAUAUGUAUUACACCGAGUCGCCAUGUGGAUCCUUUCACAACUGUUACACUUGGCUGGCCAGACAACAACAAUAAUUCCAGUUUUCUCUGGUCCUGUGGAGCUUGCUGGCCUGAGUGGAAUGAAUGUGUGCAGAAACAGAUAAUCCUAACCAACCAAACCAAGGUGCAAAUCCCACCUUCCUGCCUUCCUCCUCCAAAGUCAGCAGUAACUGUCAGGCUUACAGUCCGAAACCAUGGCAAUGAAGAGAGGCAUGACGAGCAAUGUCUCUAUGUGACUGCAAAACAAGAACUGCAACUGGAAAUCAGGUGUGAGGCAAACUGCAAGCCAGUGAAUGCUAGUGAUGAAGUUGUUCUGAGUGUCUCUGGGCAGAAGGACCACCAGGCCAUAUAUUAUAACUGGUAUUUAGAUAACACGUUCCAAACCCAGUCUAUGCCCCUCCCUCUAGCCUGUGGCCUGACUGGUUUCCGGCAAAACUCUCUGAAUUUGCUUCAAAGCAACACAUCCGUGUUGAAAAUGAACAGCUCAUUCUUGCAGACACAGGGAGAAGCUUUUCAGAUAAAAGUCACAGCAAUGACUCAGCGUGGCUACGGGGAGCAAACAUACCUUGUCAGCACCGUGCCUCCGCCCAAGAUCCCCAGUUGUGCCGUGUCUCCCGAGCAGGGAUCAGUGCUCACCACUUUCAGAGUCUCCUGCAGCGCUCCUUGCUUGGCGGAUUCAUGCCAAUCCCGUCAUAACAGGCAGCUCACGUACUGCUUCUACCUGAGCUCAAAUUCCCUCCUUCAUUGUGGCCCGGAUCCUGAACUCUUCCCAGUUUAUCUUCCACUUGGAGAAGAGGAAAAUAAUUUUGCUUUGCAUAUGACAAUUACCGUUAGCAACAACUACGGUGAUACAGUUCAAACUUACGCUUCAGUGAAGGUUGGACAUGCAGAUAUGACCGAUGGGAACCUGACCCUGCAGGCUAUUGUAUCUGAGAAGGCAAACACCAUCCUAAAAGAUGGCAACAACAGCAUGAGUCUUUUCCAGCUGUACAAGUCAGUGACAUCAGUCCUUAAUCAGGAGACUCAAGAGGAAAGCUUUAACAUAUCUUUACAGAUGGACACAAGAAAAGAGCUCCGAGGGCUGAUGCUGACAACUCUCUCUGCUGUUAACAUAACAUCAGUACAGACGGCUCUUAAGAUGUCAGAAGUAUUGAAAGAAAUCACUUACAAGAGUGAAGAGCUGUCUGUCUCAGCACAGGUGGAAGCCAGCAACACUCUAAAAGAUGUCAGUGCUUCCUUGCUCACUGUAAACGCAGAAGACAGCAGAGAUGAUCAGAAGCUAAAAGAUGCAGCCAACUAUCUAUUUAAUGCAGUGAGCAACGUCCUUAAAGCUUCUGUAGAAAUCAGAGCUACGAACACUUCAGUGUCAGAGGCAGAACAGGAAGUAAAGGCAAAUAAUGUGCAUCUUGAUGGUUAUGAGGAGCUUCAUUGGAAGUUUCCUCCUCUAACCCUUUUCCAGAGUUCAGUGUCACACCAGCUCCUGAACACAGUUGAAAAUCUACAGAGUGCCCUUCUGUUUGGGAAAGAACCAGAUGGGGAACCAACAGUCCUUACCACUCCUUCUGCCACAAUGUAUAUACACAGAUUACAAACAGAAAACAUGGAUGGCACAUCCAUUAAUAUCUCCAAUUCCAGCUCUGCCAGCUUUACUCUCCCACCUGCUUCCUCUCUCAGUGUUUCAGGAGCUGACGAUGAGACAGUGGACAUAAGGAUGGUGAGCUUUGCCGUGAAUCCCUUUUUCUCCAGUGACACCAGUUUUGAUAUCAGUGGAACAGUGGGAGGUCUCAGUCUUACUGGUCUGGAUGGCUCGAUCAUUCCAGUCAGCAAUCUCAAAGAAAACAUUGAGAUAAUGUUACCCAGGCUUUCAUCAACUCAGGAAGAUAAGAUUCUGCUGAAUCUGGGCAAUUUCAGCACUUUCCAGGUCAAUGUCACCUCAGAAAACACAUCUAUAGUGAUCCACCUGGAAUCUGAACAUGACACUCCACUGAUACUCUACUUAGGGUACGGUUAUCGUCCAAAUGAAACUACCUAUGAUAUGAAAAAUCAUCUGUUCUGUAAGAAAACUACAGGAGGUGAGACAAACACCUGGGUUCUCAGCCCAGAAGAAUUCAGUUUUGGAGAAGGAACUUACUAUUUCAUGGUUUUACAAGAUAUGGGAAUGAAUUUCACAGCCUAUGACAGAGUAACUAUCGCUGUCACUUGCUUUGCAUCCCGCUGUGUAUUUUGGGAUGAGCACCAGGGGAACUGGAACACCUAUGGAUGUCAUGUAGGACCAAAAACAAAUCGUGGAAGAACACAGUGCCUCUGCAACCAUCUGACCUUCUUUGGGAGCUCCUUCUUUGUCACACCAAAUGCCAUAGAUGUUAGCAAAACUGCACAGCUAUUUGGCACAUUUGUGGACAACCCUGUGGUGGUGACAACUGUAGGAUGCAUCUUCCUGAUAUAUGUGCUUGUAGUUAUUUGGGCUCGAAGGAAAGACAUCCAGGAUGAAGCCAAAGUGAAAAUCACAGUACUGGAAGACAACGACCCCUUUGCUCAGUAUCGUUAUCUUGUGACAGUUUUCACAGGACACCGCCGUGGGGCAGCCACAACCUCCAAGGUGACUCUCACCCUCUAUGGACUUGAAGGAGAGAGUGAGCCACACCACCUAACCGAUCCUGAUACACCAGUCUUUGAACGUGGAGGAGUGGAUGUUUUCCUACUCUGUACUUUCUUCCCUCUUGGAGAACUGCAGAGUAUUAGAUUGUGGCAUGAUAAUUCAGGGGACAGUCCAUCUUGGUACGUGAAUCGAGUAUUAGUCCAUGAUCUGGCAUGGGAUCAAAAAUGGUACUUCCUCUGUAACUCUUGGCUAGCCAUUGAUACUGGAGAAUGUGUCCUAGACAAAGUGUUCCCAGUAGCUACAGAACAGGACAUGAAGCAGUUCAGCAAUCUGUUUUUCAUGAAGACCUCCAAGGGUUUCCAGGAUGGGCACAUCUGGUACUCGGUUUUCAACCGCUCCCCACGAAGCUCCUUCACACGAGCCCAGCGUGUGUCAUGUUGCUUCUCACUGCUUCUCUGCACCAUGCUGACCAGUAUCAUGUUUUGGGGAGUGCCAAAGGAUCCAGCUGAGCAGAAAAUGGAUUUGGGUAAGAUCGAGUUCACCUGGCAGGAGGUGAUGAUUGGCUUUGAGAGCUCUCUCCUCAUGUUCCCCAUCAACCUGCUCAUUGUGCAGAUCUUCAGGAACACACGAUCCCGGCCAGCCACGCAGGGCAGAGAGAAGAAGCCGGGAAAGAAUGGUCGAGUGUCCCCAAGCCUACCUCCCACUCCACAGGUCACCCAGUCCGUCUCACUCACUCCAGAGGCUGUGAUAAAGGACAUAAGAAGAAUUGCCAGCUCACUCUUUAAAGCCCUGAAGACGCCAUCUCUCACUUCAGUAUCAGAUCUUGGGAAAUCAACUAACAUCAACACGCUUUUGGCGUUGGUUGAGGACAUCAUCUGCCAGCAGAACAGAGCUGGGCAAGAGUUUUAUGAUGAGAGCAAAAAGAAGGAUGACCCUAUAAUUGUCACAUUAGGUGCUAUGGAUAUACAAGAAAAAACAAGAAGCCCAACUCCAGAGAAAGGAACGUGUGAGCAACUGAAAUACACUGAUUACAACCGCUGCUUGUACAUGCAACUCCAGCAUGUAGAGAUGGAGCUGGAAUUACUGGGGCCGCAUAAAUUUCAGACGCCUCAGAGUUACACACAAGCUGUUCGGCAGGUCCGGCACAUGAAAAACCUCCUGGAGAACCGGAUCUGCUCAUCAGCGUGGUCCCUUACUCCAAGCUUCUCUGGUGAUGGCAAGAAAAGUUCUUCCUCCAAAGGGCUGCCUUGGUGGUUUGUGUUCAUUGCUUGGUUCCUUGUUGCAGCCACCAGUGGGGUGUCGGGGUUCUUUACCAUGCUCUAUGGGCUACAUUACGGCAAGGAGAACUCCAUCAAGUGGCUGAUCUCCAUGGCCAUCUCCUUCUUGGAAAGUCUUUUCAUCACACAGCCCUUAAAGGUGCUGGGAUUUGCUGCUUUUUUUGCUCUGGUUCUGAAGAAGGUGGAACAUGAGGAUGAAGAAAACACAGUUAUUGAUGGGCACAGUCAUUUAUCUGCACCAGGUGAUUCAAAUCCUCUCUUUGGAGCCCGAAGGGACAGUAGAAGCGAUAUUUACCGGCCACCUCCUGCAGUUGACGUGGAGAAAAUGAAAAUAAGCUGCAUGAAGGAGCAGAAAGCAUUUGCUCUCAUCACAGAAAUCCUGGCCUAUCUGGGGUUUUUAUGGAUGCUGUUACUGGUUGCCUAUGGGCAGAGAGAUCCCAACUCCUACUACUUAAACAAACACAUUGAGAACAGCUUUACAGAUGGAUUCCACGAUGUCUACAGUUACCAGGAUUUUUUCACGUGGGCAAACACUACCUUAGUCAAAAAUCUUUAUGGAUCAUAUAAAGGAUUCAUCACAGAUGGCAAUUCCAAGCUGGUGGGUAGUGCUCGAAUUCGCCAAGUAAGAGUGAAAGGAGACACCUGCCCUAUUUCUCCCAAACUCCAGCGUGUGAUUCAGGAAUGCCAUGCUCCAUAUUCCCUACAAACAGAAGAUACAUCAGAUUAUGGGGAACACUGGAACACUUCGGUCUUCGAUAACUCCUCUGACUUGAGCUCAGCAUGGCAGUAUCAGAGUCAGUCCAAACUGAAAGGGCAACCCACCUGGGGCAAACUUGCCAUCUACAGGGGAGGGGGAUACGUGAUUCAGCUGGGAACUGAUCCUAAGAAUGCCUCCAGAAUUCUCCAGUACCUUUUCAACAACGUCUGGCUAGACACCUUCACAAGAGCAGUGUUUGUGGAAUUCACAGUCUACAAUGCCAAUGUGAACCUGUUCUGCCUUAUAAGCUUGAUGUUUGAAACCAACGCUUUAGGGGCCUUCUUCACAAGCGCAGAGCUGCAAAGUAUCCGGCUUUAUCCGUACACCAACAGUCUCCACAUCUUUGUGGUUGCAGCAGAAGGAAUUUAUUUCCUCUUUAUUGUGUACUACAUGAUAGUACAGGGAAAACUGAUGAAGACUCUGAGAUUGAGAUACUUCCACAGCAAGUGGAAUCUCCUGGAGAUGGCCAUUAUAUUGAUUAGCUGGAGUGCUCUGUCAGUGUUUGUGAAGCGGACAAUCCUCGGGACCCGGGACAUCAGCUACUACCAGGAACACAAAGAUGACUGUGUAAGCUUGAAUGAAACAGCAAGAGCUGAUGCAGUUCUUGGCUACCUGAUUGCAUUCCUAGUGCUUCUCUCCACUGUGAAACUGUGGCAUCUCCUGAGGCUCAACCCUAAACUAAACAUGAUCACUUCAACUCUAAGGAGAGCAUGGGGUGAUAUCUCUGGAUUCAUCACUGUUAUUGCAAUCAUGUUCCUCGCCUAUUCCACUGCUACAAACUUGAUCUUUGGCUGGAAGCUCUACUCUUACAAAACUCUCUUCGAUGCAGCAGAGACUAUGGUCAGUCUUCAGCUGGGAAUCUUCAACUAUGAGGAGGUCUUGGACUACAAUCCAAUUUUAGGCUCCUUCUUAAUUGGAUCCUGCAUAAUUUUCAUGACUUUUGUGGUACUGAAUCUGUUCAUUUCGGUGAUCCUGGUUGCUUUUAGUGAGGAGCAGAAGCACUAUCAGGCUUCGGAAGAAGAGGAGAUUGUUGAUCUAAUGCUAAUGAAAGUUUUCAGUUUCUUCGGGAUUAAAUGCAAGAAGGAAGAGAAGCCAGUCACUAUUGAUCAACCGAAACAACCUGUCAACGACUGA